Aureobasidium namibiae CBS 147.97 is the source of this 2229-nucleotide messenger RNA. RefSeq names its product DUF907 domain protein. Bases 1 to 2229 code for a protein of 742 amino acids. Lineage: Eukaryota; Fungi; Ascomycota; Dothideomycetes; Dothideales; Saccotheciaceae. Gene Ontology annotation, biological process: fungal-type cell wall biogenesis; transmembrane transport. The record is from RefSeq and is a predicted model, not a curated record. The transcript is spliced from 2 exons.
AUGUGGUCUUCGGGCGUCUCGUGGACUUUGCCACUUGUACUGCUCAGCGCUCUGCCGGCCAGAGUGUUGGGUGGUGAUGUUCUCUCUACUCAAGGAUACAGUUUGUGUUCGACCGACCCCACAAUCAAGGUCGAAGCCUUGGAUAUUCAAUACGACCGAACAACGGGCAUGGUAGUCUUCAAUGUUGCAGGAAGCAGUUCAGAGUCACAGAACGUCAGAGCCAACAUCGUCGUCACUGCAUAUGGAAAACAGGUAUACCAGAAAGCCUUCAACCCUUGCGAGUCUGGCACAUACGUCGAGCAACUUUGUCCAGUCCCGGCCGGAAGCUUCGCUGCACAAGGUAGCCAAAAGAUUCCUGCCGAAUACGCCAGCCAAAUCCCUGCGAUCGCUUUCAACGUACCCGACCUGGACGGAAUCGCCAAGCUCGAAUUGUUCUCCGACAACGAUGAAACCAAAGAUCUUGCCUGUGUCCAGUCAACAGUCAGCAACGGAAAGUCGAUGAAUGUUCAGGCAGUCACCUAUGUUGCCGCUGGUAUGGCAGGCGCUGCUCUGGGUAUAUCCGCUCUCGGUGCUGUGGCUGGUGGAUUCCACGUUGGUGGAGCUUCGCCCAGUCCUACAUUUGGAGAAACCUUUGGCUGGUUCCAAAGCAUCGCAACAACCGGCAUGCUCAGUGUCUCAUACCCUUCCAUCUACAGCAGUUUCUCCAAGAACUUUGGUUUCAGCACUGGUCUUAUUCCUUGGGGUAGCAUGCAGACCACAAUCGACAGCUUCCGCGAAAAAACAGGUGGAGAUCUAUCGACAGACAGCUGGAACUACUUGCAAAAUGUCACCAUCGUUGAUGGUAGCUACAGCAGCAACCUCACCAAGCGCAGCAUCGACUCCAUGUUCCUCUACGCCAGAGACUUCACCGCCAGUGUCAAUGGUACUGACGUUGUCAGCAACAACUCCACGACUUCUGGCAACGGCACAGCGACCGAAAGCAAACCCAUGCACUACGUUCAUGGCAUCCAGGCUUACGUGGAGAAGCUCUCUAUUCCCCAAGGAAACACUUUCAUGACCAUCUUGCUCUUCUUCGCAAUUGUUAUUGCUGUAAUCACUGUUGGAAUUCUGCUCACUAAGGUUAUUCUCGAAGCCCUGGCUCUCAUGGGCAACCUUCCCAAGUCCAUGAACAGUUUCCGCAAGCGUUACUGGUGGCGUCUCGCAAAGACCAUCACCAAUCUGGUCAUGCUUGCUUAUGGUGUCUGGACUCUUUACUGUGUGUACCAAUUCACCAACGGCGACUCAUGGGCGGCCAAGGUUCUCGCUGGUGUCACUUGGGCUAUUUUCACCUGUAUUCUCGGAUUCUUUGCUUUCACGAUCUGGCACAAAGCCAACACAUACAAGAAGAUGGAUGGAGAUGCAAGCAUGCUGUUUGAGCACAAGGAGACUUGGGUCAGAUACUCUUUCCUCUACGAAAACUUCAAGAAGGGAUACUGGUGGUUGUUCAUCCCUACAAUUGUCUACGCAUUCGCCAAAAACGCCCUUAUCGCUGGAGCCAACGGACACGGCCUGGUUCAGACUAUUGGUCAAAUCGCCAUCGAGUGUGUCAUGCUCAUCCUGCUCAUCUGGUCAAGACCCUACUCACUGAAGAGUGGCAAUGUCAUCAACAUCACCAUUCAGGUCGUCCGCGUUCUUUCGGUCAUCUGUGUGCUCGUCUUUGUUGAAGAGCUAGGUAUCAGUCAGACAACCAAGACCGUCACUGGUCUUGUUCUGAUUGUUGUGCAAUCCGUUCUCACCGGUGUUCUGGCUAUCCUUAUCGCCGUCAAUGCUAUCGUCACCUGUGUCCGCGCCAACCCUCACCGCAAGAGAAGAAAGGAUGCCGAAAAGCUCAACCGCGACCUUGAUGAUCUCACUCCCCUGGACGCUCGUAACUCUCUCCUCAUGGAUCCAACACAACUUACCGAAUACAAGGGCGCAGGCUCACAAGUAUCGGAAUACAAGAAGGCACCUCUUGUGUCACCCUCGCUCAACAGCACAACAAAGAGCAAGAUCGCAUACGAUCCUAUGUCGAAGAAAUCAGACGGAAUCUACAGUGCAAGACCAGGAUUCUCGCGGGACGAGAGUCAACAAAACCUCAUGUCAGGUGCAGCCAGCAUGGGCGGUAGAGACCGAAGCAACAGCCCUGCGGCAAGAGAGCCCAGGUUGCCUGAGAUCGAGCUGGGACAGUUUGACUUCCGCCAUCAGCAUUGA